UGUAAACAAGAAUCUGCUGAGGGAUAAGGAAAAAAUAUCUCAAUUUAUUCUUGCACCCUCGUCCUUGCACCGAUGUUUGGUCGGUGAUGUAAAGUCUUGAUUGAGAAGAGCGUAAUAGCUGUAACCAGAACUAUUAAAUACGGAUUCAAAAUAUUCUCCGGGUGGGCUUUGUGGGUUCUUGCCCUCGGAAAAUAUCAUAUAUUUGGGAACUAACCCUGGCUUACUUGCCUCGGAGAAGAGAAUUCAACCUUCAAAGCUGUCUAUUGCAUGUGCACUUCUGGAAAAUAUCCGCGAAUACAAGGACGUAUUUUCGGAAAGUAAUCCUUGGAUCUGCAUCUAUUUCUGUCCCUGUUGCGGCAAUUUAUGGAAAUCCAAAACCAACUGGAUUGGGGAUAUGGUCGCGAACUAAAUACGAACGGAAGAGAUUCUGGUAGGCUCGACCCCAUUUCCCCAUUGGACACUCAUAAUUCCGAAGUGGUGGGAGAGCUAUUUGGCUUCAAUUGAUGGGAUGUCAAAUUGCUGCCUGCCACAUCCAGAAGAGCGAAUACAUAACGUAUUACAGUGCGCUAUCUUCGCCUGUUGUGUAAUUUAGCUGUUUCUACACUCUCCAGUCGGACAUAACUCUCCCCAGUCUUGUAUCUUCCCGCCUAUCAUCAGGUCAUUCAUGUCGACAGCUCUACCGGCCCUACCUACAACUACAAUGCCAAAUUAUGUCCCGUCGGGGGCCUUGCCAGCACCGACAUGGGGAGGAGUACACAUUGUAACGGGAAGCGACAUGAACGGCCUAUUGAACAGCGGACAACAUGCUAUGGGAGGGAUGGGAUUGCUGCAUCAGCAACUUGGCGCGGGCGCCGCGGUGCACCCCGUCCAUAUGAUACCAAAGUCGUUCAUGGCCAUGGAUCCAAUACUGUUCAAUAGUAUCAGCCCAGAUAUGUUAUUUGCUCAUGGACACCAACCGGUUUUCUCAGCGUACGAAUCCCACGAAGUGCAGCACGACAACAUGGGCCAAGACCGCUCGGAUUCGCCGACGCUGUCAUCGAGCUUGAGCGACGAGGCCGGUAAUUCGAUUUCAGGUGAAGGCGGGGAGGGGGCCCUCGGCAUUGAUGAGUUAUUGGAUUUUGGGGAUGGUGUGGAUCACAGCCACCACAUGGGUUAUCAAGAUAAAUCAGAGGAUGGGGGAAACAGGGGACAUGCAAGCACAGAUGCGGGGACUCCUCAUACAUUAGCGCUUGCGGUUUCAUCGGCGCCGCAAAUGUUGUCCAUGGCAGGACCUUCGGGACCAGGAGCCUUUUACUCUACCAUGCCCAACAUGCCCAACAUCCACAUGAUGUUACCCGGAACCAUCCCCUUUCCAGCCCAAUUUGCUUCACCCUAUCUUGGCCCACAUUACAGCCCCGACUCCACCACCACAUCCCCCGCCACCGCCUUUCACUUCUCGCCGGGAAGUGUUCCCGCGUUACCCAAGAAAAUAACACCAGCGACCUCUUCACCCGGUCCUCUGGCUUGCCCAUAUGCAGAUUGUGAUAAAACCUUUGCAAAACCUUUCGCCCUCCGGGCACACGUCAAAUCUCAUGGAGCCGAACGGACAUACCGCUGCGAACUGUGCGAAGCCAGCUUUCGGAGGAGUCAUGAUUUGAAGAGACAUUUUCGGAGCAUACAUACAGUUAUUAAGCCGUUUGGAUGCGAAAGUUGUGGAAAACGGUUCUCCAGAAUGGAUGCCCUUAAGCGCCACGUCUCUCGACAAGGUAGCCCUUGCUACGUUCGUCUUCCCUAACCCAAUAACCCCUCUCAAACAGCCGCUGGAUAGUUGAUUUGGCCGGAAUCCAGUACCUGGCGCGUGCAGCAAAGCGUUGUUCCCUGAUUCUAUUAGGUGCUCUUCCCUUGUUUGCUCCUUUGUAUCUAGAUCAGAUUCCCACUUUGAAAUAUAAGUGGCUUUGAGUAAAAAUGGCUACGUCCUGUUGUUCAAGGUGUCGGAUCUGGACAUCAG
This is a messenger RNA of Spizellomyces punctatus DAOM BR117, 1987 nucleotides long. RefSeq lists its product as uncharacterized. The record is from RefSeq and is a predicted model, not a curated record. The transcript has 2 exons. Bases 665 to 1774 code for a protein of 369 amino acids. NCBI's taxonomy places the organism in Eukaryota, Fungi, Chytridiomycota, Chytridiomycetes, Spizellomycetales, Spizellomycetaceae.